Messenger RNA from Aplosporella prunicola CBS 121167, 2364 nucleotides. RefSeq lists its product as uncharacterized. NCBI's taxonomy places the organism in Eukaryota, Fungi, Ascomycota, Dothideomycetes, Botryosphaeriales, Aplosporellaceae. Bases 40 to 2202 code for a protein of 720 amino acids. The transcript is spliced from 4 exons. The record is from RefSeq and is a predicted model, not a curated record.
GCCCUCGACUUUUUCACCUGCUCUCACAGUCUGACUCUUAUGGAGGCGGUUCAGCUUGGAACGAGCGGAUGUCGGCAGCGACUCGCCAAUCGACUUGGGCAUCGGUGCAGAACGACGCGUAUACCGGCCCAAGAGCCCACGCUACCGAGCCUGUCGCCAAGUGAGGCGGAGAAGCCAUGGCAGCAUCAUCAUAGCGCAGCGGUUGGGGAUGGGAGGGAUGGUUCGGCUCGCUCCGGGAGCGGGUUAGAGAAGCUCGUCCGUGACGUCGACAGAAGGUUCGACGGGAUCCUGGCAGCGAGCCCGAGCAAGCUCGCUGCAGACGACGGCCUGUUCCUGGCAGCGUUGCACUUGCCGUUGUUGCCAACGGUCGACUUGCACUUGUCUUGGGCGGCGCUAGGCUUAGCAAGGCGCGCUAUCGCCCGGCUGGACAACCUGUUGCACGGGCUGCGACGGAGCCACGACGUCGCAUCGACCUUUGUCAGCAACCUGCAACACCUGCUGGUGGUGAUCCAGCACGCCCUGGGGCAGGCCUUGUCGGCCGUGGUGCGGCGUGGUCGUCGACCUAGCGGGCUGGAGCGGUGCAGGCGCAAGGUGUUGGGCAGGUUCAGCGAGUUUGCGGGCGGCCAGCGACCGGUGAGCACGACAUGGCCGUGGGCGAAUGUGCGGCCGUCGCUGGCAGUGCUGUGGGGAGUUUGCUGGAUGUUUUACGAGCAGCAAGCGAAGAUGCGCGCAAGCUGGCUCGGGAAUUUCGGGUGGCCCAUGCCGAGGGAGGACGAGUACGCGACAUACGGACGCACGCUACUUGGCGGUCACGUGCAGCAGAAUACUACUGCGCCACACCGGCAGCAGCACAGCCAGCACAGCCGCCAGGCCCAGCAGCAGCCGCCGUCGCUCCGGCAGGUUGAGGUCGCGGUCGCGCAGCUUGAGUCAUCGGCACCAGCAGCGACAUGCGACAGCCUUCGUCCCACUUUGUCCCCCCGCAGCCGCCAGACUUCGCACGAGUAUAAGGUCAACGCGUGGUCCGACGCGUCUGGCGCCCAAACCCAAACGACCCAAGCCCUGUCCCGCCUGUGGCCUUACCAAUCAGGCAUCGCCACCCGCGACGACUUUGAUGCCCUGUUUCCCUCAAAUAUCCCGACUUGGCCACCUCAUCUGCUGCCACAGCUCAUCGUCGAAGACCUAACACCUCAUCCUGCGCCGCCCCAUCCGCAAACCUUUCCCAUGUCCACCCAAACCCUCGUCCACCACCACCACCACCCCGUCAUGACCACCACCACCUCCGACUACAAAUCCAUCCCUCCGAGCCCCAUCAGUAUGAACGGCGACAGCACCAUGCACCAGCAAAACCCCCGCAAGCGCAAAGCUCCCGACCACCCGUCCGUCGCCGUCAACGUCGCCGCCCCUCACGUGCAACUCGUGCACUCGGAUCGAGAAUCUUCUGAGGAGCGCUACGACAACUACACGCCGCGUGGCAAAUAUAUCCACAAGCGCACCGAGGAGCCUCCGCGCAACUCCGACGGCAAGAUGAUAUGCACCUUCUCCGCCGACUGCUCCAGCUUAACUUUUGAGAGAAAAUGCGAAUGGAGCAAACACAUGGACAAGCACGAUCGCCCGUACGUGUGUCGCCACAAGGGCUGCGAAAAGCUGCAAGGCUUCACGUACUCGGGCGGCCUGUUACGUCACGAACGCGAGGUGCACAAGAUGCACGGCGGCACCAAGAAGGCGCUGUUCUGCCCGCACCAGGACUGCAAGCGCAGCAUGGGCGCCGGCUUCACGCGCAAAGAGAACCUCGCCGAGCACAUCCGCCGCGUGCAUCGCCGCGCCUCGGCUUCCGACGCUGCCUCGGCGGGCGUGCGCGUCGAGGAAGAAGGCAGCGAAAGGCUGUCGCCUGAUCAAGAGCAUGACGAUGCGUACCACGCUACUGCUGCCUCGUCGGCAGCAGGCAAGAGGAGGAAAACGACGUGCAACGUUGUCGGCGGGGGAGGCGGUGGCGAAGGAGGAGCAGCAGUCGCCGCAGUAGCGGCAUCAGCAGUCAACGGUGACGACGCGCCAGGUGCCGAGGCAGACGAAGACGACCUGCGCGCAGAGAUUAAGCGACUGCGGCGCGAGAUCGAAGAGAAGGACGCGCGGUUGGAGAAGCUAGAGGCGGCGGUCGAGGCGCUCUCGAAGCAGGCUACCACCACCACCAACAAGGGCGGUUGACUCGACUACCUAGUCACGAGACGGGUCUGACGCUACUUUUUUUUUUUUGUCACGCCUUCCUUUUCCGUUUAUUCUUACCUUUUACCCCAUUUGGAUGCUUUUAUCGAUUCACAUGAUCCGGUCAGCAGCAUUUAUCAUUCAUCGAAGAUUGCGACAAGCGGC